UGUGAGAGAUGAGGCGGGCGAGGUGACGUGCUGAGGAAGUGGCACCGUCCGGCCGGAAGUGACGCCACGGGAGGAGAGAAAGGAGCAGACAGAGAGUGAGGGAGACAUCUCGGAGUGAGCGGCGGGGACGGGGCAGAGGGCAACGCGGGAGUCCGGGGCAGAGGGAACUGAAGCUCUGCAUGGAUUGAAUCAUUUUUCUAUCAAACUUCUCACCUUGGUGAAGGUCCCACUAUGGAAACAGAGAGUGAACAGAACUCCAGCUCAACCAAUGGGAGCUCAGCGUCGGGGAGCAGUACGCGCCCUCAGAUAUCCCAGAUGUCCCUGUAUGAACGGCAAGCUGUACAGGCCCUGCAAGCUCUCCACAGACAGCCCAAUGCUGCUCAGUAUUUUCACCAGUUGAUGCUACAACAGCAGCUGAGUAAUGCGCAACUACACAGCCUGGCAGCCGUUCAGCAAGCAACCAUAGCUGCCAGUCGGCAGGCCGCAUCCCCUAACACAGGCUCCGCCCAGCAAACGAACACCACCCAGGGAUCGCAGGCUAACCUUUCCACAAGCUCUUCAGCCCAGCUCCUGAGCCGUACCCAGAAUGUCACCGCCCCCAGCGCCACUACCCUCACACAGUCAGUGUUGCUUAGUAAUGCCAGCUCGCCGCCUCUUGGCCAGUCACAGACACAGAUGUACCUGCGCCAGCCACAGCUAGGGAACCUUCUACAGGUCAACCGGUCUCUUGGGCGUGGGGUUCCACUGAACUCGCAGCUCAUUUUAAUGCCCAAUGGGUCAGUAGCUGUCCAGCAGGAGGUGACAUCUCCCCAGAACCAAGGAGUGCAUCAGGACUCGGAUCAAGUUCAGAAUCUUGCUGUUCGGGGCCAACAGACUGCGGCAACUACUUCAGCAGCAGGAGCUACAAUCUCCCAGCCAGCUCCUCUGGCUACCAAACCCCAAAUCCACCCAGCCUCCUCAGCCGCACCGACACAAAUUCCAUCUCCGAAUGUGCCACAGAGUGUAAAGAACCCUGUAGGGUCCACAGGGGGUACAGUGAGUCAGGGGAGUCAGACUGAGGCAGAGGGGCGAAAAGCUGAUGGAGAAGGGGUACAGCAAAGCGUUGGAAUCAACCUCACUAGAGCGGCAACACCAGCUCCUAACCAGACUCUCAUCAGCUCCGCCACGUACACUCACAUCCAGCCGCACUCGGUGCUGCAGCAGAAGCAAGUGGUCUUUCAGCAGCAGAUUGCUAUCCAUCAGCACAGACAGUCGCAGCUGCUCCAUGCUUCUACUCACCUCCAGCUCGCUCAGCCCCAGGCUGCCACCCAGCAAGGCCUACAGACCCCUGGAACCCAACAAACCCUGGUGGUGCAACCGAUGCUGCAGGCAACUAGCGAGUCUGCUAUCCCCACUAAAGCUCCUGUACCCAUCCAGCCCAAGCAGCCCGGCAAAGGCGUGCCUCCCCUAAAUCUUCAAGGUCACCUGGGGGCUAAAGCGUCCCAAGGCACCAGGCCCCUUCCUAUACCUUCCCCCAGCCAGCCUCAUAUCCCCGUACAGCUGGUGGGUGCCAGACAGCAAGGCCCGGCCCAGGCAUUAGCCUUGGGGGCCACUCAAGUUCCCUCACAAGCAUCCUCCAUGACACAGUUGACUCUGCCCCCUUCUCCUGCCCCUGUUGCUUCUGUGGUGGCCGGCGCAGUGCAGGAAAGCCAAGCUGGGUUUUAUGGAGUUCUGCAGGGAAAACUAUCUGGUCCAGGGAAGAGGAAGGCAGAGGUAGAGGAUGACAGGGACGAUCCCUCUGUGCUGCCUGUCAAAGCAUCUCCGCCCACUGACGCCCCCCCAACUGUUGAGGAGACCAGCACCCCAGCCGAUAAGCCAGAGGCCGCCACCCAGGUCUCCCCCACCCUUACGGUUUUGGCUCCCACCAGUGUCCCUGCCCUGUCAAUAUCUUCCCGGCAGCAUAGCGACUCCAAGCCUCCCCAGGCCAUUGUCAAGCCGCAGAUCCUGACACACAUCAUUGAGGGUUUUGUAAUCCAGGAGGGGGCGGAGCCUUUCCCUGUAGGCAGCCCUCAACUGCUUAAGGAGCCUGAGAAGCAGGCUGCAUCCGACACUGUUCUACUACCCCCGGCAGAGAGUCCCCCGCCACAGGCUGUGGGAGAUACAGCAGCCAGCGAUUCUGGAAGCUCCAAGCUCUUAAAAUGCGAGUACUGUGGAAAGUACGCCCCUGCCGAGCAGUUCCGUGGAUCCAAAAGAUUCUGUUCCAUGACUUGUGCCAAAAGAUAUAACGUCAGCUGUAGCCACCAGUUCCGGCUGAAACGAAAGAAACUGAAGGAGCUGCAGGAAGCAGGAGGGGUGAGAGCUCGAAGGCGCGGCCCUCGCAGGAACAGCUCCGAGAUCGCACGAGCCAAGAUCCAAGGGAAGAGGAUGCGGGAGGAUUCCAGCAGGGGGUCCGACAAUUCCAGCUACGACGAAGCCUUCUCUCCCAACUCUCCUGCCCCGCCAUCUUGCAGAACGCCACACGGUGACAGAGAUGGGAGCACGCCCACGGGUGGACCCUCCAACUCAGACCUUCUGGGCAUCAAUCCCAUGUUCCUCUCCAGUAACCCCAGCCGCUGGAGUGUCGAGGAGGUGUACGAGUUCAUCUCAUCUCUGCAAGGUUGCCAAGACUUAGCCGAGGACUUCCGCUCCCAAGAGAUCGACGGGCAGGCAUUACUGCUGCUGAAGGAGGAGCAUCUCAUGAGCGCCCUUAACAUUAAAUUAGGACCUGCGCUAAAAAUCUGCGCCAAAAUCAACCUGCUCAAGGAGACCUAACCUUUCCCCACGACCUCUGCAAGCACAAGGGGGUAGAGGAGACCAGUAGCACCGGCCCCUUGUAAACUAACAAGGGGAGAAAGAAAUGGGGGUGGGGGAGGGGAAGCUCAGCAGGACUCGUAACCUCAACGAGGCAAGAGGCGCCCUUCCACCUCGCCGCCGACUUCUCCGUCACUCCUGCUGUGAACUCUCCAUUUAUAAUCUCCUCGUUAUUACUCUCUAAAUAUAUACCUAUAUCUUCUGUAUGUCUGUAUCUGUUCAUCUACAUGUGUCUCCAGCGAGGCGCGACCCCUGCAGCAGGAAAGCGACAGCUUGACGAACAUACUGAGAUAAUGUGCCUUGCUCCUCCACCACAAGAAACGGGGUCUCUAGAAAGCAGGCGGGAAGCUCUUCCAUGUUCGCUUGUAGAAGAGAGGUUCAACUAGAAACCACGUGCAGUCAGCGUAGGCUCAUCCCUUGCAUUACGGAAGGGGACCAAUCAAGUCCUUGUGUAUUUAUGAACAUGUCGGUGUUGACCAGUUACUACUCAUACAUAGUAGGGACGGAGCCCCUAUUUCUACCCAUAGAUCUGUAAGUAAAGGGUACUCGUUAGAGGCAGCCAUCUUGCUAGGUUUUGUUAGUCAAGUACCAUAGCUUGUGCGUAAUGGUGCCACGUGCAUACAUUCAUGCUUAAAGGACAUGUAAACCCUCCACACAAAAAUGUAAUCAAUGAACAGCCUCAUUGAAAUAAAUACCCGCCACUCCUCUUCCUCUAACCUGCUCUGCCCCCUCCAUUGAGAUUGUACUUUGGCUGUUGGCUACUGAGCAUGCUCAGUUCUUCUCUGCUGAGAUUACUAAACGCCUCCCAGUCUAGCAGCCAAUGACGAGAUGGCAUUUACAGGUUCCCAUAGAAACUCGGCUCUAGCUGUCUACUCCUGUUUUUAACCCCCCCCACCAAACCUUCUCUUCUGAGCUCGUCUUAACCAUUACAAUGCUCAGUCAGCAAGACUUUUUAUCAAAGUACAUUCUGCCUGUGUAAGCCUGCAUUCUAAUUGCAUGAAGUUUACAGCGCACAAGUGCUGUUAGCAGAUGGAAACAUCCUGACACAUCAGAUGGAAAAUGGCCGCCGGGUGAAAGCUCUUUGCUUUAGGAAAAUGUGAAGGCUUCGUCAAACGGAAGGGAUAAAUGCAGUACAAAUGAGGGAGAAGUGGCCAACUUAUAUACAAGGCAGGACAAUGUAGGGUUUAUAUGUCCUUUAAAGACACUAGUGUAAGGCAGUGCAGCCUCCAUACACAGCGCGCCUCCCUGCUAGGUACCCUCUAUGCACCCAAACGUACACGGAUCUCUCCAUUGUAUGUACCCCCUACUCACACUCUCCUGUAUCAGUGUAAAUAGGGACUUGAGCCGCUCGUUAAUCUCGUGACAAUAGAUAGUGACUUCCAUCCCACGUGGGGCAGUUCUGGUUCAUGAGUCGGAGUCUCCGGGAGGUUCAGACGCAGCUUCACUUCCCCAGACCCGCCACCUGAAAUGUCGCCUAAGGAAUUCCUAGCAUCUUACUUUUUUUUUUUGUAAUGGGAAAUAACUUUUUAAAUACUUUCAAUGCACCUGGCUUGUUAUUUUGUUUUCCCUCCUCCCGAUUAUUGUAUCUGUAGCGGCCAUAACUCAUUCGGCAUAGAAGAGCCACGAGGUGGGAGCAGGGACCUAUCGGAAUCAGCGGACACAGUGCCAACGAUCGUCGGAAAGGAAAAACUUUAGUGGGUCGUUUGAUCCAUGCAAUCCGCUCAUCCUCCUAUAGGAACACUGCCCGUCUCCACUGCCAGCUUGGCCAACUCUCUAUCCUGGUCUAUCUGCCCGCCCGGGGGGGGGCGGGGUUUGUACGCUCCUUGUUUGCUAUUUGCUCUUUGGGAAAUUCUGUUUCUGUAAUGACAUGAGUGUGUCCUCCUGUUUCUAAAGCAUAUAUAUAUUUUUUUUUUUUCUGUAGCUUUUUACCACAGCUAAAACCUUUCUUUUUUUUUUAAAUUUUUGCCGUCUGUACCCCUUGCUCAGUGACCUCAGGACGCAGUGACUUUUCCGUCACCAGUUAAAGAAAGAGCAGGGAGUCGUUUGCUGUUCUUUUUGUUACAUUUUCUCAGCACUUAUUUACAAUAAAGACGACAUUGCUUUGG
Molecule: messenger RNA, 4934 nt
Organism: Xenopus tropicalis (tropical clawed frog)
Lineage: Eukaryota; Metazoa; Chordata; Amphibia; Anura; Pipidae
Gene: phc1
Product: polyhomeotic homolog 1
Exons: 16
Coding region: 232-2790 (852 amino acids)
Cellular component (GO): nucleus
Molecular function (GO): zinc ion binding
Source: RefSeq, a predicted model, not a curated record